AGUUUGAGAAGUAGGAAUUCUCUCUGUAGUUCUGCUUCUCAAGAAUGCAGGCAGAGUGGAUCGUACGGGCUAAUGGAAUGACGCCCCCAGCCCAGAUCUGGAUUUUCAACUGAGGAAGAAUCCGAAAUCGGUGAAAGGAGGCCUAAAUGCUAAUGCCAUAAUGAACUGAACAGAAUCUCUUCAUCGAUUGGUAAAGAGGCUGUGUUCCCAAAGCAGGUAGGCUCUCUGGGUUACUGGCAUGUGAACCAGUUCCUCUGUGUGGGACCAAAAAGAUAGACCUUGAGAAGAAACUUCGAUAAAACAUUUCUAGGAUAGUCCGGCUCAGCCACAGCUUUCUCACCUUCAGUUUGGUCUCCUGAGGCUGUCCGAAGCAUCAAAAGGGUUGUCUUCUGCGGCCAAAGAAGACAGUGUCGAUCUGGAAGGCUGCUGAAGACUGAGAAUCGGAUCAUCCAUCAGUGUUUUGAGGACAUCCAGAGUCGCCAUACGAGGAGCCAUAGAUCAACGAGCCAGCUGCUGAUGAGAACAGGCAUCUGACACCCCCGCCUUGUCCACGGCCUCCUCGACCUGCGCUGUCCCUAAAUUGUUUCAGGUAAACACACUACCUGAUCCAGAAAGGAAAGCACAGAAAAUUUGGAGGGGGAAGAAACAUGGAAAAGGACAUUUUAACUCACGUGGAGGCUCCGGUGACCCAGGCAAGCGACACAGACCCAGGCACACUGGCAGCACAGGCAACAGCCCAGCCUGAGGUCCAGAUUCCACUUGAAGGGGCUCUACUGGCCGCAAGUAGUGGGGAAAAUGUGGGGCAGCAAAGCCCGGGGCCAGGAGAGAACGAGGAGAUGGAAAAUAGGUCUGUUCUUAUUUUGAGUCUGAGCACAGGGGCCGAUGGCCAAUGCCCAGAUUUGGGUCCUGUUGAUGCUGCACUGCAGGGGUCUAACACCUGGGGAAAUGCAGGGAGGAAAGGCAGCCGGAAAAGGAGGAACAGAAAGCAAACUAAGAUUGUGUAUCUUCCCUGGCCUCUGACGCUACAGACUCGGGCAUCUUCUGCAGCCCCAGUUCUGGGCCAGUCUCGUGUCCUCGGAGCUCUGGGGUCUGCUGAUACUGGAGACAGCGAGGCGGGAGAAAACAGGGGGCAAGGGGAGGAUGAAGAGAGUGAGAACACGUCUAUUCUCACUGAGCCUCAGGAGGCACCUGCUGACGCCCUGUGGCCAGCAACAAGUGCAGUCCAGCCCUCUCUUGAGGAGGCAUCCCUGGCAGCUGAUGAGGGGAUAAACACAAGGCAGAAAAAGAGCCGGAAAGGGAGAAAUAAAAAGAACAAAAUGAUCAUGGCUAGUCCUUGGCCUCUGACAGUAUAUGCUUGGGCAUCGUACACAGACCCAGCUCAGGCUCAGAUGGCUUCGGCAGGGGACAAAUCACUUGCCAAAGAUGGAGUCGAUGGGAGGCAUCAAAGCCAGGGUCCAGAGGGCGAGGCCCCAGACUCAGCUGAGGAUCUGGAGCUGGUCUCAUGGGAGGAGGGAGAAUCCCUCUCUGCUGACAGCAUGGGAGAUGGAGGGACAAGCAGACAUACAAAGAGCAAUAGAAAGGAGAAGAGUGUCUUGGCUUGUCCUUGGCCUCUGACAGUACAAGCCUGGGCAUCAUUCGGAGCAGCAGAUGAGGUUCAGACUCAUCUCCAGGGCAAGUCUUCUGCUGCAAGUAUGGAGGAGGACGUGGGGCAGAAAAACAAGCCUCAACUGGAGAAUAGUGAGGAGGAGACAAAGUCCACUCCUCCUUGGCCCGCGAGGCUCCAGGCUGGCGCCUCCUUCUCAGCAACAGCUCCGGGACAGGUUUCAUUUGAGGGGGCUCCUUCGCAAGACCUCCAGUCCCAGGCGAGCCAAACUGGGAGGAGGUCCCAGGAGAGAGAGGAGGAACAAGUUCAGAGCAAGGCAGAGCAAACUCUGGAAGCUGGUCAGGGUUGGAGAAGCACCAAGAGACACCCAGGGGAUCAGGACUUCUGGGAAUGCACAGUGAUGAAUUUUGCUAAGAAAGUCGACUGUUGCUAUUGUGGGGAGCUCUGCUCACAAGAGCAGAUGGAGGCUUUGACCUUGACCAAAGCCCACACCCACAUCAGUACUUCAGUGAUGGGAAUGCAAGGACCAGAGAAGGAGAGGGCUGAAUCUCAGGCAGUCUGGAUGGGCAAAUGGGAAGGUUUUUGAGAUGCAGAGGAGAAAAGAAAGGGACGUAAGGGACCUAAAGAGCACUUUGGGUCCUGGAAGGACCACCAUGUGUAUCUGUUGGGAGAGAGCUGUUUAAAAUGUUACAUCAAGGCUCACAACCCAACUGGUUAAUUUAUUCCAUGACAUGGUAACAUUGCAAUUACUCUCUGGAUGGGCAAUUUCUCUCUGAAAUAAGUUUUAGGUUGCUGGAGAACAGGCAUAACUUCAGAGAAGCAAAAAUGCUUUUUUCUCUAUCUUCUUUCCCAUAACAUUCUCAACAUUGUUGGGAACAGUGUGUUACCUAUGGCUGAUAAACGCUAUUAGAGUCUAGAGGGUAAACCAAUGACAGAAUGUGUGUUGGAUCCCGAGAAUACUUCUCUUGACUAGAAAGUAGUAUUGUAGGUUGCAUAUUAGAUUGUAAACUGACUUGAUGAUUGCAUUUAGUUCUAAGACCGGCCAAUUUACUGUUGCUAAGACUACAAGCUAAGAGUGCAGAUCCCAGUGCCUGGGACCAAAGCCCAGCUUUGCCACUUGCUAUCCAUGUUCCUCUGAGCAAGUCAUUCUUCUCUCCUGGGUCCCCGUCUAUCCCAUGGGGGUAAUAAUAGCACCUGCUUUAUAGAUUGUAUGAUUAAAUGAGUUAAAACAUGUGAAGCACUUAGACUAGUACAUGGCAUAUAAUAAGCCCUCAGACACUAAUCACCUGUGAUUGCUUUUAACUUUCAGUACUAAAUGUCAUGCAAGGGUUUGGCACUGUGGUAUUAUGCAUCUUGAAAGUUACACAAAUGGCAGUGCAUGUGGGAGGCAGGCGACGAUGCCUCCAUUUGCAAUUAUGGUAGCAAAGCCUUAAAGCCAAGGGGCAAAAUGCUGCUUACGGGGGGAGAAGCAGACAAUAAAAUGGUAGCUAUCAUUCUGAGGUGUAGGAUCUCAGCCACGGCAGGACAAUGUGCAGCAAUAAAGGCCGGGAGAGAAUAUGCUCCUGCGUUAAUAGUCGUCACCGCGGGUCGGUGGGAUCAUGCACGGGCCACGUUUUCCCGCUUCCUGAUUCUUUUGUGUAACCUCCAACGGCCUACCUCACCAUGUCAUCAGCAAAUAAUCAAAACUCAUGCAGGAGGGCAACAAGGCCAAGGAGCUUUCUCCUGGUGGAGAAAGUCGGAGGAGUCAGCCAACGUGGGAGGUGCUCAGGGGACUCCCCAGCCCGCAGCUGCUGGAAGAGAGACCCAGGCACAACACAGACAGCUCCGCCCAUCGCCCACCUGGAAGGAGGCAGGGAUUCCAUUUUUCUCCAGCUACCUGUGGGAAUGAAGGAGGGCGCUCACUCUUCUGCUCUAACCAACACUUGCCUGAUUUGGCAGCGACGGUGCUGCUCUUACUCUAGGUUGCUACCACCUGCCGCGUGUCUUGCCGCCUUACCUGGCAGCUUGGCUGGACAAUGCAGCUGGGCAUAUAGGCUGAGAGUAAAGCGUAGGCUUUUGCAUUGGCCUUUCGGAUAGCCUGGCUUUGGGGUCGAUUUAGUUAAAAUGAUGCCCUGGUGCAUUCCCUGGCAACACUGAAGGGGUAGAUAUUCAUGGAGGGUUCAGAGGGGGCCUAAGUGCCCCUUUUCUGUGUCCUGGAUGCUCUAGCAGGCUCUUCGGGAACGUUUGGAGAAGUGUCUUUUUGAAGGUGCACAAGGGAAUUUUCUGAUGCCCGCUCAUCUUCCUGCUGCGAGGGGCCAGCUACACUCUGAUCUCACUUGAAGGGGACAGUUGUACCCUCUAGUUGGCUACAUGCCUCUCUAUUAAAUCCAGGGCCUUAACCAGAAGAGUGAGUGUGUAUAUGCAGGAGUUGGGGCCUCAUAGCCUCACUACCCUUCAACGCCACCUCAGAAAGGGCUCUCUGCUAUGAAUCAAGGUUAGAAUAUGGGGAAUGAAAGAACUCCAGUGAAGUGGGGCGGUGGGAGAACAGGAACAAAGGAAUGAAUCCCUGAUUUCUUUUUUCCAGGUGAGUCCUCUCCUCUAUUUCUCCCACAUUAGUUGGAAAUUUGGGGCAGGAGAGCUACACAGGGCAAGGGGAUGAGCAGGGGAAAGAGAAUAAGGAGAAGCUGGUUGCCCAGUUCUUGGGUUGGUCCAAGUUUAAAGCCGAAAGAGAGGGUCAGGGGGGUCUGAGUUCCCUUCAUUGUCCAGCUCAGCUCACUAGGGUAAGAGUCGAAAUGUAUUUGAGGCAGAAGGGCCUAUAACUGUAAAUAAA
Messenger RNA from Zalophus californianus (California sea lion), 4412 nucleotides. RefSeq lists its product as uncharacterized. Lineage: Eukaryota; Metazoa; Chordata; Mammalia; Carnivora; Otariidae. Bases 648 to 2189 code for a protein of 513 amino acids. The record is from RefSeq and is a predicted model, not a curated record. The transcript has 4 exons.